Salvia hispanica is the source of this 1155-nucleotide messenger RNA. RefSeq lists its product as uncharacterized. The record is from RefSeq and is a predicted model, not a curated record. Gene Ontology annotation, molecular function: nucleic acid binding. Lineage: Eukaryota; Viridiplantae; Streptophyta; Magnoliopsida; Lamiales; Lamiaceae.
AUGAGGAGCAGAGCAUCAGGAUAUACUAAGAAAACAGGUAAAGUAAUUUUUGAUGAAGAUAAGUUCAGAGAAUUGACUGUUCUUGAGAGAUCUUACUAUAGAAAAGUUGCUAGUAAGAUGGAAGUGAGCAAGACCACAGUUGGUAGAUGGGCAAAGAAUGGCCUAAUAAGGCCACAUACAAAUGCCAUAAAGCCAGCUCUCACUGAAGCAAAUAAAAUCAGUAGAAUGAGAUGGUGUCUUAGUCAUAUUCAGCCAGCCAUAUAUGAAGGGAAGCUUCUUUACCAUGCAAUGCUCAACACAGUUCAUAUUGAUGAGAAAUGGUUUUACAUGACAAAGGCUUCAGACAGAUACUACCUGUUGCCGGAUGAGGAUGAGCCUUACAGGUCUUGCAAAUCAAAAAGAUUCAUCACAAAAGUGAUGUUCAUGUGUGCUGUAAGUAGGCCACAGUUUGGCACAGAUGGGCAGACCAUCUUUGAUGGUAAAAUAGGUAUAUUCCCAUUCACAGAACAAGUUCCAGCCAAAAGGAAGUCAAAGAAUAGGCCAAGAGGGACACUGGAGACCAAGCCUAUCCCAUCAGUUAACAAGGAAGCAAUGAGAGAAUGUCUCCUGAAUCAGAUUAUUCCAGCAAUCAAGGCUAAAUGGCCAGCCAAUGCAAGCAAGGAGAUAUAUAUCCAACAAGACAAUGCCAAACCUCACCUAAACUCCUCUGACUCACAAUUUGAGGCUCUUGCAAGUUCAGAUGGAUUUAAAUUCCAUCUAAUUAGCCAACCAGCAAACUCCCCAGACACAAAUGUAUUGGACCUUGGCUUUUUUAGGGCCAUACAAUCACUACAAGAUGAUAAAGUAGCCACCAAUAUAGAUCAAUUAUUGGGUAAUGUUUGGAGUUCUUUUGAGGAACUCACACCACAAACUCUGAACAAUGUUUUCUUAACAUUGCAAAGUUGUUUUAGCAAGAUCCUAGAAGUGCAUGGGGGCAACAACUACAAGAUACCCCACUUAAACAAAGAAAGGCUGAGAAGGACAGUGGGGCUUCCUACAUCACUUGAAGUUGAAGAAAAUCUGGUAAGGGAAAGUUUGGAGUAUCUACUACUCCCUGAGAAUGAUGUGGGUGUCUCAUAUGACAUAGGACAUCUAUUCAAUGUUUUAGAUGUGUAA